Messenger RNA from Cotesia congregata, 495 nucleotides. Lineage: Eukaryota; Metazoa; Arthropoda; Insecta; Hymenoptera; Braconidae. The record is from the annotation of a GenBank genome assembly.
AUGGGCAAAGGUAAAGGACUCCUGGAAAAAGGGGUUCACGUGGGACAUACAGGAGGCGAUAACGUCCAAGGGAAGGCGGAGGGCAAAAGAUAUUUAUUAGCUGUGUCGGAAAAUAGUUUAAACAGUGUUUAUCUUUUGGGUGCCGUUCAUAAUAAUUUGCCAUCACGCAAGCUGCCUAAAAAUGGCGACGUUUUGAAUUAUUUUAUGUUUAAGUAUAAGAUCUUAAAGAAGACAGUUCGUGAAUGUGCUGCAGAGAUUAUAGAUGAAGUUCAAGAAAUUUGGAGUGAUAUGAAUACACCAUUGAUAAAACAUCAACAUGCAAUUAAAAAAAUGGAAAUGCUAUUUACAGAAUGGAGAAAUUUAGAUAAAAGUCGACUUAAAAAACAUUCGGAGUUUCAUCUGUUGAAAAUAAAAAAAUUUACUGAUAAACUAAAUGAAUUAUUUGAUGUGAGAUUAAAAAAAAGGCCAUUUGGCACCAGCCAAGAUGGAAGGUAG